UUGAUUGGUCCUUUGGGCCCUAAGGAGUCAUUCAUUUUUGAUGACUUGGAAGCUCUUUAUAAUUUUGAGAUCAGUUCCCACGCUCAGACUGUAUCAAACGCUAUUGAUUCAGUUGAUUUGAUUCUCCCUGAUCCUGAUUCUGAUACCACCGAAUAUCGUAGUGAUCUGGUCAUGAGAUUAGCCUCAUUGUUACGGAGUCAGACUAAAGCAAGACGAUUAGAACUGGAUGGUUUUAAGAAAGAGCACAGUGUUCUUUCUGUUCCUCCUCUCUCCUCUGGUCCUGUUAUUCAUAUUCUCCUGAUAUUAGAUCCUCUCUCUCCUUCCUCUCAGAAGCUGUCCCCACUCUUAGGGAACCUCAAGGACCUCCUUCCAUUGAAUAUCACUGUUCUCUUUAACCCUCUCACUAAACUAUCAGCACUACCUUUGAAGGAGUGAGUGUAACUAUAUUACAUUUA
Messenger RNA from Amphimedon queenslandica, 455 nucleotides. RefSeq names its product UDP-glucose:glycoprotein glucosyltransferase 1-like. Gene Ontology annotation, cellular component: endoplasmic reticulum. Lineage: Eukaryota; Metazoa; Porifera; Demospongiae; Haplosclerida; Niphatidae. The annotation marks the transcript as partial. Gene Ontology annotation, molecular function: UDP-glucose:glycoprotein glucosyltransferase activity. Gene Ontology annotation, biological process: ERAD pathway. The record is from RefSeq and is a predicted model, not a curated record. The transcript is spliced from 2 exons.